UUCCUUCUCUUUUCACUCUCUCUCUCUCAUUGCUGUGUAAGAACAGAACAGAUUACAGAACAGAACAGAAAACUCUGCUUGUGCUACCCUUUAUUUUUUAUUAUUUUUUUUGGGGGGGUUGGUUCAGGAAGGGAACAGAGGGAGGCAGUAUGGCCCACAAACUCAUCCCAAACAGAGUUCUCUCGCUGAAACCCAUCUGAAAAAGCCUGGAAAAGACUCCUACUUAGGCUGACUUCGAUCUUGGGAUUCGUUUCCCUACAAAGAUCCUCAUAAUCCCAUCUCCAUUUUUUUAGAGAAAAAAAUAAAAUAAAAAUUCCCAAAGGCUCGUGAUUGCGAAACAAUAAACAAAUACAAAUCUACAAUUUCUAUCAUGGCAGCAUUAUUAUGGGUUUGGGUUUGGGUUGGUUUUGGUUGUGGGUGGAAAAAGCAAUAUUUGUUACAAAAUCAACAUUUUCGUAAAUCAGAGAGCAACUCAUGUGGCGGCUUGUAGUAUAGGUACCAGGCAAAGGACGAUCAUUACUUUCUGUUGUUCCUGGUCCUUCAUAAGUACUUUGUAGACAAGGUUGGUUUUCGUGGUCACUCUAUGUUGGCUUAUUAAGAGAAUAAGUCUGAGAAAAAGAACCUCUCAUCACUUACUCUCCAAUUUACCAUCUUCAUCGUCGUCGUCUUCUAGUUCCCUCCACCACUACUUUGAUCGGUUUUACAAUCCACUCUUCCAUUACGAUUCUAUUGCGGGAGACUCGAUCCUGAUGAAACUAGCAACAUCCCUUCAACAUAAGAAGAAACCGAAAGUGGAAGCAGCACAAUAGUAACAAGCAGAGAAGAAUUAACAUACGCAAAGCUUUCAUUCAUGGCUCGACAACUGUGUGAAGACAAAUCGAGGGACAUGGUGUCUUCAACUGGAUUCUGCUACACGGAUGUAUCAUCGGGUAACCAAACGAUGCAAACUCAUCUAGUGAACCAGAUCCAAGGCUUUGUCUCCGACUCGGAGAUGUUCAACCUCACCGCAGGCAUGGAAAUGAUAGGGUUUCCAAAGAACGUUCAGCAGCAACAGAGUGACACCAACUCAGUCAUGUGGAAAAGUUUCUUCGGAAGACCUGGUCAACAUCCAGGUCCUUCCUCUUCCAAGACUAUGAACGAGUCUAGUAGUAAUUUCUACCAGCAUGAGUACAGUAACAAACCAGAUUUCACAUCAGGGAUUUCAGAAACAAGUGGUGAGAAUCUAAUCGAUGGAGCUCAUGAUUCAGUUCCAUGGCAAGAGAAUAGAUUACUCGUUGAUGAUUCUUCUUUGAGGUGUGUGUUCCCUUGUGAAGGAAACGAAAGGCCAAGUCAAGGUCUUUCACUCUCUCUUAGUUCAAACAAUCCUUCCAGUAUUGGCUUGCAAUCUUUUGAGCUAAGACAACCUGAUUUUGUUUCGUCGAGUUCCAGAGAGGGACUCUUCGGGAAAUCCACGAAUGUUCAUCAACAGCAACAACAACAACAACAACAGAUGUUGCAAGAUGGGUAUUUGAGUGCUAAAGCUGCGAAUCUUUAUCAAGGACAUUUCCUGCUCAAGAACUCCAAGUACUUGAUACCUGCACAGGACCUUCUGAACGAGUUUUGUUGUUUGGGCACGAAGCAAAGCGAUUUGCCAAAGCAAAAGCCCAACAAGAACAAGCAGUGGGAAGAGGAUAACGGUAGCAGUUCCUCAAAGAAGCACUCUCUUACAUCUCUAGAGUUCGUGGAAUUGCAGAAGAGAAAGACAAAGCUGCUUUCGAUGCUGGAAGAGGUUGACAGAAGGUACAGGCACUACCGUAAUCAGAUGAAGGCGGUGGUAUCGUCGUUUGAAGCAGUGGCUGGCAAUGGAGCUGCCACAGUGUACUCGGCUUUGGCUUUGAAAGCCAUGUCGAGACAUUUCAGAUGUUUAAAGGAUGGAAUAUUGGGUCAGAUUCAGGCGACAAGGAAAGCCAUGGGAGAGAAAGAUCCAGUUGCACCAGGCACAACAAGGGGUGAAACCCCUAGGCUCAAAGUCAUUGACCAAGCACUGAGACAACAAAGGGCCUUUCAACAAAUGAGCAUGAUGGAAACCCAUCCUUGGAGACCCCAACGUGGUCUUCCCGAGCGAUCCGUCUCCGUUCUGAGGGCUUGGCUUUUUGAGCAUUUUCUCCAUCCGUACCCAAGCGAUGUUGAUAAACAUAUAUUAGCCCGCCAAACUGGUCUCUCGAGAAGCCAGGUAUCGAAUUGGUUUAUUAAUGCAAGGGUGAGGCUAUGGAAGCCAAUGGUGGAGGAAAUGUACUUGGAGGAAGUGAAGGAGCGUGAAAACAAUAUGGCUUCCUCGGAAGGGGGUAACGAUCCCAACGAUGAAAUUAACCCGAAUGUUCAAAACCUACCAUCUUCAUCACGUCCUGAGGAUCAGAAGCCAACACCGGAUCGCCUUGUUCGAAUUGACUCCGAGUGUGUGUCCACCAUCAUCAAUCACCAUAACCCUGAUAACAAAAACGACCCAAAGAGCAGCACCAAAACACUCCAGAACCACCACCACCACAUGAAUCCCCAAGAACAAUGUUUGGGACGAGUCACGGACACAUUUGGGUCUGUGGAGCUUGAUUUUUCAUCUUACGCGCACCACUCAUCCGGCAUGGUUUCUUUCAAUAGUAAUGAUCAGAAUGCCAACCAGAGCUUCAACGGUGGAGUGUCUUUGACGCUAGGGUUACAGCAGCAUGCAGGAGGAAGCGGGGUGAGCUUAGCGUUUCCACCAGCAACUCAGAGUUCACUGUUCUAUCCAAGAGACCAGAUUGAAGAAUGUCAAACAGUUCAGUACUCUCUUUUGGAUGGCGAAGGACAAAAUCUACCAUACAGGAAUUUGAUGGGCGCACAGCUUCUCCAUGACUUGGCAGGAUAGGACUCUCCAUAUAAAUUAUUGAUCCCAAAAGUUAUUUAAACUUCACUCUGAAAUGAAUCGUGGGUAAGUUGGUGAAAUUAAGUAGAGAGAUAAUUAGUUUUUUUUUUUGCUUUUAGCUAGCUACGUAUAAAGAAUAUAUACUACACAAUGCUUCCAUACAUAAAGCUACACUUUGGUUAGAUAAACGUAUAGUUUCAACAUGUGUAUUCAUGCUUAUAUAUAUCUUGGAAUUGGAAUUGCUGCAA
Messenger RNA from Gastrolobium bilobum, 3126 nucleotides. RefSeq names its product homeobox protein BEL1 homolog. The record is from RefSeq and is a predicted model, not a curated record. The coding region runs from base 851 to 2881 and encodes 676 amino acids. Lineage: Eukaryota; Viridiplantae; Streptophyta; Magnoliopsida; Fabales; Fabaceae. Gene Ontology annotation, molecular function: RNA polymerase II cis-regulatory region sequence-specific DNA binding; DNA-binding transcription factor activity, RNA polymerase II-specific. Gene Ontology annotation, biological process: regulation of transcription by RNA polymerase II. The transcript has 6 exons.